Molecule: messenger RNA, 840 nt
Organism: Rodentolepis nana
Lineage: Eukaryota; Metazoa; Platyhelminthes; Cestoda; Cyclophyllidea; Hymenolepididae
Source: the annotation of a GenBank genome assembly
AUGGAAACUAUGGAAAUUCGGGAUGAUAAUGAGCGUGGACUGUCGAAAGUAGAUUGGUUGGUUGGAAGAAAUGAAGCGUGUCGAUGGUUGAAAAGGAUGAACCACCGGAUUGAAGCCUUACAACUUGGUCUGGCAAACUGCGGCCGCUUUCUGAGAAACUCCGCCUUUCAGCCGCUUUCCUCCGCCAUGGAACUCACACGUCUCGCCGCCCUGCACAUGCAUUUUUCCAUCAUUGAUAUUCACACACGAAAUCCCAUUCUCUACAUCAAAGUCGGCGAAGUUAUGCACUGUCUUGUAACAUUUGGCAAUCUCUACGCGGAGAAUGUGAUUGUUCGGUCGUUGGAUGAGUCCCACUGCUUGCCAGGUUAUAUAUCUCGGGCGAAUCGAGCCCUCGCUUCCACCAUGCAGACACCAACUCGUCGGUCUCGUGCGAUGAUGGAGCUCAUUCAAGAUCCGGAGUUGAGCAGUCGGGUUUUGCCUGGUCUAUUGCCAAGUCUAGAUCAACUUCCUGAUAACCAACUUCCGUCUUCAAGAGAGCUGGACUUCACAACCCCAAGCCGGUUCGUUACCUUUAGGCGAAUCACCGAGGCGGCUCAAAAUGCGAUGAUUCACUUUGCUAAUGUAGCUGAGCCUCAAACUCAAGCGGUAGCUCUUCUUGAAUUCUGCAAUUGGUUGGCAACAUAUACGAGACUUUAUCAAGAGCCGUGUGUCAACUGUGGACGCCUUCUAGGCUUUGAUACUUCUCUGCCUGUUUUGCGAACAGUUACUGCCAACCCGACUCGCGCUGCUGCCCUUCAUGAACACUGCAGAGGUAGUAAUAUCGCUACUAAAAAGAUUUAA